Messenger RNA from Heterobasidion irregulare TC 32-1, 213 nucleotides. RefSeq lists its product as uncharacterized. The annotation marks the transcript as partial. The transcript has a single exon. The record is from RefSeq and is a predicted model, not a curated record. Lineage: Eukaryota; Fungi; Basidiomycota; Agaricomycetes; Russulales; Bondarzewiaceae.
GGUCUUGAAAGAAAACAAAACUACAUACUAUACCGGGACCAUGUAGGGCGAUCCAUGACAUGCAGCUCUUGCCAGCGACGGUUACCGAAUCCCCGGCCGGGGAGAUCCAACGACAGUCCGGAACAAGAGAAGACGCAUUUCGUGGCCCUGCUCAUUGCGUCAGUAUCGUCGCAGUUGAUCAGAUGGGCGAGAGACGCACCAGGGAUCUUUUGA